AUGGCGCAGAAUUACGUGGAUUUAGCACCAUGGAGGCUAUACUUCGAUGGAUCAAGACAUAAGCAUGGAGCUGGGAUAGGGGGAGUCAUAAUUUCUUCAAAUGGAAUUCCAGCAGACUUCAAAUACAAAAUCGAAGGGCUAUGCACCAAUAAUGAAGUAGAAUACGAGUCAUUGAUCACCAGACUUGAACUACUGCUGGAAUUGGGGGCAAGGAAUGUCGAAAUUAUGGGAGAUUCGAAGUUAGUUAUUAAACAAGUAUCAAAAGAGUAUAGGUGUGUUAAAGAAAAUCUGAUUAUGUACUUCGUGGUUACCAUAAGACUGCUCAAGAGAUUUGAGCAAGUCAAUCUCCAACACAUACCACGGCAGGAAAACCAAAGAGCAAAUGAUUUGGCACAGGAAGCUUCAGGGUAUAAAACGACGAGAAACCAGAACGAAGAGAUCCAAGUAAGAAAGAAAAUACAGGCGACGACACUGUCACCAUCAGAUCUGGCGAUCAUGAAGCUGGGGGCAGUAAAUAAAAAUCAUUUUGAAAUUCUUACUGUCGACGACGAAGGAAGGAGUGAUUGGCGUAGACCGUUAGUCGAUUACUUACGUAAUCUCGUGGGGUCGACAAAUCGAAAGAUAAAAUAUAGGGCCUUUAGCUAUGUCUUGGUAAAUGAUGAAUUAUUCAAGAAGAUAGUCGAAGGAGUGUUAUUAAAAUGCCUGGGGGAAAGUGAAGCGUACGUGGCUGUGUCGAGCACACACAGCGGGGCAUGUGGGGCGCAUCAAGCAGGUUUGAAGAUGAAAUGGCUUUUGAUGCGUUUAGGAGUUUACUGGCCUUCAAUGUUGAAAGAUUGCAUUGAAUUUGCCAAAGGUUGUCAAGAAUGCCAAUUGCAUGGGGGCAUACAACAUGUGCCUGCAAGUGAGCUACAUACAAUUGUGAAACCUUGGUCAUUUCGAGGAUGGGCUUUGGACGUUAUAGGAGAAAUAAAUCCAGCCUCGUCGAAACAACAAAGGUAUGUGUUAGUCGGCAUCGAAUAUUUCACAAAAUGGGUCGAAGCCAUAGCAUUACAAAAUGUAAACCAAGAAAAUAUGAUAGAUUUUGUCCAGAGUUACAUCAUUUGCAGAUUUGGCAUCCCAAAAAAUAUUACAACUGACCAGGGGCCAGUCUUCACUGGUCGAAAAGUGCAAGAGUUUGCAAAAGAAAUGGGAAUUAAGCUACUGACAUCUACUCCCUAUUACGCACAGGCAAAUGGCCAAGUAGAAGCUGCUAAUAAGGUAAUCAUUAUCCUAAUAAAGAAACACAUAGGACAGAAGCCAAGGAAUUGGCACAAAACGUUAGGCCAAUCCCUGUGGGCGUGUCGAACAUCACCAAAGGAGGCAACUGGAACAACCCCAUUUUGA
Messenger RNA from Lathyrus oleraceus (garden pea), 1383 nucleotides. RefSeq lists its product as uncharacterized. The coding region runs from base 1 to 1383 and encodes 460 amino acids. NCBI's taxonomy places the organism in Eukaryota, Viridiplantae, Streptophyta, Magnoliopsida, Fabales, Fabaceae. The transcript has a single exon. Gene Ontology annotation, molecular function: nucleic acid binding; RNA-DNA hybrid ribonuclease activity. Gene Ontology annotation, biological process: DNA integration. The record is from RefSeq and is a predicted model, not a curated record.